UCCAGUUAUUCCUCAGGCUUCCCAGCUUUGCAGAUCUGGGAGAGAACCUACAUAAACAUAUUGGCGAUGUAGCUAGCUUUCAAGGCUGAGAGAAUCCUUAUGGAUUCAGGAGACUGGUUUUUAUUUUAGAUCUUUUUGUAUUUUUCUGGAAGAUGAAAUGCUUCUCUCGUUACCUGCCUUACAUCUUCAGACCUCCGAAUACCAUCCUUUCUUCCAGCUGCCACACAGAAGCUGACAUUAUCUCUACGGUAGAAUUCAACCACACGGGAGAAUUACUAGCGACCGGGGACAAAGGGGGUCGGGUUGUAAUAUUUCAACGAGAGCAGGAGAGUAAAAACCAGGUUCAUCGCAGAGGUGAAUACAAUGUUUACAGCACAUUCCAGAGCCAUGAACCCGAGUUCGAUUACCUGAAGAGUUUAGAAAUAGAGGAAAAAAUCAACAAAAUAAGAUGGCUCCCUCAGCAGAAUGCCGCCUACUUCCUGCUGUCUACUAAUGACAAAACUGUGAAGCUGUGGAAAGUGAGUGAGCGUGAUAAGAGGCCAGAAGGCUACAAUCUUAAAGAUGAGGAGGGCCGGCUCCGGGAUCCUGCCACUAUCACCACCUUGCGGGUGCCUGUGCUGAGACCCAUGGACCUGAUGGUUGAGGCCACCCCACGGAGAGUAUUUUCCAACGCGCACACAUAUCAUAUCAACUCUAUAUCAGUCAACAGCGAUUAUGAAACCUACAUGUCAGCUGAUGACCUGAGGAUUAACCUGUGGAACUUUGAAAUAACCAAUCAAAGUUUUAAUAUUGUGGACAUCAAGCCAGCCAACAUGGAGGAGCUCACAGAGGUGAUUACGGCUGCUGAGUUCCACCCCCAUCACUGCAACACUUUCGUGUACAGCAGCAGCAAAGGGACAAUCCGGCUGUGUGAUAUGAGGGCAUCUGCCCUGUGUGACAGGCACACCAAAUUUUUUGAAGAGCCAGAAGAUCCAAGCAACAGGUCAUUUUUCUCUGAAAUUAUCUCUUCAAUUUCGGAUGUGAAGUUUAGCCACAGUGGAAGAUAUAUCAUGACCAGAGAUUAUUUGACCGUUAAAGUCUGGGAUCUCAACAUGGAAAAUCGCCCCAUUGAGACUUACCAGGUACAUGACUACCUCCGCAGCAAGUUAUGUUCCCUCUAUGAAAAUGAUUGCAUUUUUGAUAAAUUUGAAUGUGUAUGGAAUGGGUCAGACAGUGUCAUCAUGACAGGGUCCUACAACAACUUCUUCAGAAUGUUUGACCGGAACACUAAGCGUGAUGUUACCCUUGAAGCCUCGAGGGAGAACAGCAAACCUCGGGCUAUCCUGAAGCCACGAAAAGUGUGCGUGGGGGGCAAACGAAGGAAAGACGAGAUCAGUGUUGACAGUCUGGACUUUAGCAAAAAGAUCUUGCAUACAGCUUGGCAUCCUUCAGAAAACAUUAUAGCAGUGGCGGCUACAAAUAAUCUAUAUAUAUUCCAGGACAAGGUUAACUAGGAGGACAGGUUAUUCCUUAAUCAUCUCACAUACUGAAUACUAGUCAAACAUAGUUUUAAAUGUUUCUUUGGGUCUUUAUUUAAUGUAUCAAUAUUGAUUUUCCUAUGCCGAAGCAAUUGGAGUAGAAUUUAAAACAGUCCAACUUUCCCAAUUCCCUGGUUCUCUAAAAAUGUUUGUCAAACCCAAUAGGUUCUGGAACAUUUCUGUUUAGAAUUGGGGAGCUGCCCACUAAUGGUAAUUAUUCCCUACAUGACUUGAAUUUCUGAUGCUCUUAUUGCCCUGUUUUCUCUAGUGGGGUCAGUGUUUUGUUUCUAGGUGUCUGCUGCGAUAAAAUGAGGUUGUCUGUAGUAUUUAAAGAGAAAAGAAAUUACUUUUUUUUUAAUUAAGCAAUUCCAUUUGGUUGAGAAAAAUCAACAAAAAUAAACAUGUUUACUCUA
Molecule: messenger RNA, 1930 nt
Organism: Suncus etruscus (white-toothed pygmy shrew)
Lineage: Eukaryota; Metazoa; Chordata; Mammalia; Eulipotyphla; Soricidae
Gene: PPP2R2B
Product: protein phosphatase 2 regulatory subunit Bbeta
Exons: 9
Coding region: 153-1493 (446 amino acids)
Biological process (GO): peptidyl-serine dephosphorylation
Cellular component (GO): cytosol; protein phosphatase type 2A complex
Molecular function (GO): protein binding; protein phosphatase regulator activity
Source: RefSeq, a predicted model, not a curated record